This is a messenger RNA of Sitodiplosis mosellana (orange wheat blossom midge), 2815 nucleotides long. Its product is annotated as protein anoxia up-regulated-like. The transcript is spliced from 15 exons. Bases 265 to 2421 code for a protein of 718 amino acids. NCBI's taxonomy places the organism in Eukaryota, Metazoa, Arthropoda, Insecta, Diptera, Cecidomyiidae. The record is from RefSeq and is a predicted model, not a curated record.
AGUUCAGUUCCAAAAAUAUAUUCGGAUUUUUUUUUCCUCUUCGUUUUUUUUUCUUUCUUGGUUUCUGGCCGAAACGAAUAUCGAGUUUGAUGAGAAUUAUUAAAUGUUUCGGUCAGAGCAAUUCCACCAGGCGUCGAGUGCGGAGCUUAUUUAAGUGUUUGUGUGCGAUUCGAAGGAAGUUUUUUGUGAAUUUAUACCAAAAUUAAUUGUUCCCUGUAAUCAGAAGAAUAAUUUGCUAAACAAAACAAAAAGAACAUAAACAAAAUGGUUUACGAAAGUGAUUUCUAUACAACACGCAGACCGUAUUCAUCCCGGCCAAAUGUGUCGUCAUACUCAGUGACGUCACCCUUCAUCACUGUUCCUACCGUCAGAAAGGUCACUUAUACCACAACCUAUCCAAUAUAUUCGACCUAUCCUGUUGUGCGUCACCGAUCAAUACCUUAUAUUGCACACAAACGUUUGGUAACCGGAUCAAGAAUCAGAUCAUCCGUUACACCAGCCAGAACAUCAGUAACGCGUAUUGUUUCGGUUCCCACCUUCCGGGCAAUAACGCCAUUGCGUUACUCAACCCCUGUUCGUUAUACAAUUCCAACUCGUUUCCCAAUAACACCGAUUGCCGUUCUGACAUCACCAGCCAACUACGUUCGUUCUUAUACAACACGUGUCUCAACAUCACCAACUCGUACCACGUUCAGUAUCCGUACUAGACCAUCCAUUUUCGAACGCGAAUACAAACGCAUUGAAAACAAGGUUCGAUCCCGUCCAGCUCACUUGUUCACUGAUAGUUAUUUGAAUUCGGAUUCAGUGCGAGCUUUUGAUGAUGCUACCAAAUCGAUUCGCAACGACACCAAUACCUUGAUGCGUAAGAUCCAUCAACGUGUUGAACGUGCUCAAAGCUGCUUGCCAGCUUCGUCCUACACUGCCAAGUAUGAAAGACGUUAUGGUCCCGACUCAUUUGUGUCUCAUCUCGUCGCACCGCUCAAAAGCACCAUCUACAAUGGCGUCGAAUCGUGGAAUCCACACAAGUACAUCGGCAAAAGCCACCUAGCAUCGGUUCGCAUAGUCGGAAACAAAGCUUACAAUACUCGAAGAGCAACAACAGCUUUCGAUGAUGAUAAAGUACGCAACGAUGUAAAUCUGUUGUCCUAUUACCUGAAAAAUCGUAAAGCCGCGGCUGAAAACAAGGAACCACCUGUGGUUUUAGAAUCAUCUAAAUUAGACCCAAUGAGACCUUCACGCAAAUUCACGGCUCCCAAAGGUGAUGACGGAGCCUGUGACGAUGAAUUGAGAGAGAAGCAAGUAUUGAGAGCUCAAAGACUUCAAGCAUUGGCCGAGGAAACGUUCGAUGAGGACGCCUUUGCCAAGAGAAAGAGCGAUUUUGCAUCAAAACUUUUGGACGACGAGUCAGUCAAAUCGAAAAAGUCAGAAAAACAAAAGCAAAUCGAAGAAGAGGAAGCCGAACGCUUGAAAGAACAACAACGCCAAGAAGCCGAACGAGCACACAAAGAAGCUGAGCGCAAGCGAGCCGAAGCAGAAGAGGAAGCUCGCCAACAGGAGCUUGAAAGACAAAGACGUGCAGCUGAAAAAGAAGCUGAACGUGAACGUCAAGCUAAACUCGAGCGACAGGCCGAAUUGGAGAGACAAAAGGAAGAGGAAGAAAGAAUUGCCGCCGAAAAGGCUCAACGCGAGCGUUUAGCUGAACUUGAACGUCAAGCCGAACUCGAAAGACAAGUUGAGCUUGAGCUACAAGCUGAACUCGAAAGAGAAGCAGAACUUGAACGCCAACGCAAAGAGCAAGAAGAAAAAGAAGAAGAGGAACGAAUUGCCGCCGAACAGGCUCAACGGGAGCGCUUAGCUGAACUUGAACGAGAAGCUGCACUCGCACGACAGGCUGAAGAAGCCGCACAGGAGGAAGCAUCUCAUGAUGAAGCCAGUGAAGCCGAAGCAUCCGCUGCAGAAGAGUCACACCACGAAGAACCUCUUUCCGAAUCAGACAUCGAUGAGGAACAACUUCGUGCUGAUCGACAAGCUGAAGAAGAGAGACGCCAUCAAGAGCAAAAGCAACGUGAAAUUGAAAUGGCCCGAUUAGCCGAAUUGGAAGAGAUUGCUCAACAAGAACAAGAAGCUGAAAUUGCCAGACAGGCUGCUGAGCUUGCUGAACUUGCAAGACAACAGGAAGCCGAAGCUCGCAAGCAACAAGAGGAGGAAGAAGAAGCUGCCAGUGAAAGUGCCCAGUCAGCGGCCGAGGAAACAAGUGAAGGACCACAAAGUUCAAAAUACGCCGACAACGAUGAUAUCGAAAAUGAUGAUGACGUUGUCAUCAAUCACGAUACAGUUGAUGUUACUGACGAUGACGCCCAAUCGGUCGGUUCAAAUGACGCCGAAAACUCAAAAUAUGAAAGUGAAGAAGAAACAGAAUAAAUUUAGGUGUUGAUUGUUUUUAUUUUGUUUGGAAUGUCGGUGCUUUCUUUGCAUUAAUUAUAAUUUUAGAAAAAACAAACAUCACUUUUAUUAUCUACCUACAAAAUAUACAGCAUAAAUUCACUUUCGGUUUAUUCGAUAUGAUUCGAUUUAAAUCGUUUUUUUUCAUGUUUUCAUCGAAGCAAAAUUUAAGCUUUUGCUUUUUUAGUUUAGUAUUUCUUUCGCUUGGUAUUUCUUUUUAUUUUCAUUUCUCUCUCUCUCUCACUCUAUCUCACCUUUUUGUCCCAUUGAAUUUAAUGUUGUAAACGACAAAAAUUUAAUUUUAAAAAAAUAACUACAUAUACAAUAAAGAGCAAACAGAAAAUGCAAUAAAAAGAUAUAAUUGGAUAAAUAA